CUGAAAUACCACGACAACCACGAUCCUUUUGUUCCUGCUCCCCCCUGCACACGUCUCUCUCGCUCUCUCUGCAUUUCCCCCUGCUACACACACACACACACAAACAUCGGUAAUAUAGUAUGCAGACAACCACCCGUGCAAUUACAUUGUCACAGAAUACAUGCAGCCACAGACUGAGUCGGCGUAGGCCACAGAGAGGAAACCCAUGUGUGCAGUCUGCGGCUUCUUCUGUGUCAGACCCUGUAAAACACGUUAGGAACCAGGGGUCGUUUAAAAGUGACUGAUUUACGGGUUUUAUUGCUCUAUAAAACGCCUCUAACAUCCUCGCUAGAGGUAAUAGAAAUGUCGGCGCGCAUUCUGUACAAACAGCAGUGCCAGAAACUAUGCUAUUCACCUGUUUUUAAAACCCAUAUUAUGUAAUUGUCACUGUGAAAAUAGACACACCCCCUAACUUGCAAUGUGCGGCUGCUGCUGCUGCUACUGCUGGACGAUUAUUGUGACUGUUCUUAAGUUAAUACGGAUCUUUACAAUCCUACAACUGCAUAAGGACUUUAUGUUUCUAUGAAAGAUGAGUGAUAUGAAGUCUUAAUGUUUCUGUUUCGCUGCUACAGAGUUAACUUCUCUCUCUUUGACCAAAGCUAGGAAUGAAGAACAUAGAGCACAUGCCAAAUGAAUACAUUAAUACUUUACAAACAAUAGUCAGGAUCAGCAUAUAAUAUUUGGAGGCUUCUGAUUUUUUUUUUCGCUCUAAAGUGCCUGUAGUUUUGCUCAUGUUUUCUAAACGUCAUUUACACAAAUGAGUUUAUUUCUGCACAUCUGUAUGAGUUUGAUCAUAGAUGCCCUUUAGAGGUGUCUCUCUUAUCUGUUGUGACAGUCCACAGGCAGAUUGUGAUAAGUUUCUUCACUACUUUCAUUUUUCAUGUGCUUUUGUUUGGGCUGUAACAAAGCACAAAAGCACAAAAGCACGUCUUCCAAGUAAAAUAUGAGGAUUUUGACAACUGUAAACAGUCUGGACCCCAAUGUUUAGUCUGAAAAGCUUUGAUUGUGUUAGAAAAAUACAAACACUGGUUUGGUUUGACUGAGUUUAUUUAUUUCAUUAUUUCUCUCUAUGCACAAGCAUAGACAUGGAGUCUUCUUUGGCAGGACUGUGUAACUCAGUGUUGAGGGUGGACAGCUGCUUCAAAAUGCAACACAGAAACCAGCCCUGUAACUUCACAGUGACACAGUCCUGGCCCACUGCAGUUCAGUCAGCAGAUGAUAAUGUGCUGCUGCUCUCUGCUAUGUGACACCAUGAUGGUGCGGCUCUGCCCGGUUGUCAGAUUAGUGACACCACAGUGGUGGUGCUGUUCUGUGGCUGUGGCUUGAUGUCACGUCGGUGGCUCGGUGUUAGCCUGGUCUGUUGGCAGGAGCUCUUCUUGUUUGGUGUGUGACAUCAGCUGCUCUGUGUUGUCUCUCUGUGAGUUCUCCACUGUUUUGGUUGGCAACGUCACAGAGCUCAUAUAUUACCGAGCACAUGUAGGAGGGUUUUCAUGUGAUUUAGUUGCAUCUCUCUGAAUUAGAGAAGUUCAAUUCAUGGUUUCCUUUUUACCAUUUAUGAUGACCAUCAUUUUUGUUAUCAAAUGUUUAUUAUUUUAGAAAAUCAAGAAGCCAGAGCAGGUCUUUGAAUGACAAAGAGUGUCAAUAAUAUGUUAUUAUGUUAUUAUAUGUUAUACAUUUAUGUACACAUACAUGUUCACACUGACACUUACAGAUGAAGACCAUCAUGUUUAUUUGAGUCCUUAUCUGUUCAUUGUCUUUGCUGUGCAUCUUUUAGAAUAAGUGGCAUUUUAGUUUAAGAUGUGUACAAAUCAAUAUCAUUCCAUCUUUUACACAUGUUUUUCAAACAUGUACAAAUGUCUUUUUUAUGCAUAUGUGACAUUCAAAACAGCUUUUAAAAUAAAUAAACAUUCACUUUAACUUGAGCUUUUAUUUGUGCCCUUGUCAGUUAACCUUUUAAACAAUAUAUAUAUGUGCAUAUAUAUAUAUAUAUAUGUAUAUAUACAUGUAGACCCCUUUGCUGAAAGAAUAUAGAACAACUAAACAAAUCAAAGGUCUCAUAAUUAAAUUUCCAGUUUUUAUUUUUUGCAGUCUGACUCUUCCUGAUCACCUCUCGUGGACGUAAUAAAUGAUCAGGCCUAUUUUCAGAAAUCAACCACACCUCCAGAGCCUCUCACAACUCCAGUCCUAUUUAGUAACACAGUAAAACCUAUUAAAUAACAGAGCUGCAAUCCUGUUAGGGACAGAAACUUGCAGAAGUGAUGCAGCUCUCAUUGUUAAGUGUAUGAAUGAAGCGUAAUGUGUUCCACAGCCGAGGCACUGCUGCUGGUAAAGACUGCACCUUCAUUAAUUAGUAGAUAACCUUUAUAUAAAGCGUGCAGCUAACAAAAUGAUUGGUUUGCUAUUGUUGUACCUUAUCCUUGGCGAAUCACCUAUUGUCCCCUUUGAAUAAUUGAGACUAGCACAUCUUGCCUGUUUUUAUUUUUUCCUUGGUCAGCAACUAGCUACUAGUUUUGUCCCCAAGAUCAAUUGCUUUGGUAACACAACCAGAGAGAGGGGGUGUGAGAGAGAGCGAGCGAGAGAGAGAGAGGAAAGGGAGAGAGAGGGAGAGGGAAAGGGAGAGAGAGAGAGGUUGGUACCCACAAUGGCGACUGUAGGUAUGCUAAAUACCUCUGGUUCCUUAUCCGGGAACUACCUCUUCCUCUGCUAUUGGGCCAUUGAGUCACGUGGUAAAAGUAACUUUACAGGGCUGCUCGCAAGUAGGAGGGCUUUAUGGAGCAGAAAAACGACAAAGCUAGAAAAAUUAUUUUCCACUCCAGAAAUUAAUGAUCAUGAGCUCGUAUUUGAUGGAGUCUAACUACAUUGAUCCGAAAUUUCCUCCAUGCGAGGAAUAUUCGCAAAAUAACUACAUCCCCGAGCACAGUCCAGAAUAUUACAGCCGCGCAAGGGACCCUGGCUACCAGCAUCACCACCAGGAGUUAUAUCCUCCGCGGGCGAGCUACCAAGAGCGCCAGUAUAACUGUGCAAGCAUCCCCGAACCUGACACGCCACGGGGACAUGGAAUAUCCCACUCUGCGCACCUGCUGACAGGGAAAGGGCAGCCUGCUUCAUGUGAAACCCCACAGUUGUCCAUGUCCCCCGCCACCCCACCGGCCGCAGCCUCCGCCUGCAACCAAGCCACCCCGGAGCAUCCAAACAGCACAGCCUCCUCCAAACAGCCCGUGGUCUACCCGUGGAUGAAGAAAAUUCACGUCAGCACUGUGAACUCUGGUUACAAUGGGACGGAGCCCAAGCGGUCUAGGACAGCAUACACCCGGCAGCAGGUCUUAGAAUUGGAGAAGGAAUUCCACUAUAACCGGUAUUUGACUCGGCGGAGGCGCAUCGAGAUUGCACACACCCUGGUUCUCUCCGAGCGACAGAUUAAAAUCUGGUUUCAGAACCGCAGGAUGAAAUGGAAAAAGGACCACAGGCUGCCGAACACCAAAGUGAGAUCCACCUCCUCCUCCUCCGGGUCCAACACAGGCACAGCAGCCGGCGCUGUUGCCGCUUCCUCGGCCACCACCACUGGGGCCCCCGACGAACUCUCCGGAGCACAGCAUGGCGAGGAUAUUACCAGGCACAGAAAGGCAGACUGCUCUUUGAAAUGUUGUCUGAAGAAACACCGAGGAAGCUUCUUCGUGCUCGCCAGUGGAUUACUUUGCAACUCCAGAGCUCAGUCAUUGGAGGACGGCCACACGUGACACUGGCACCCUUCUGUUCCAGGUUGAGCCCAGAUGAACAGUUUGAGAGGCCACUGGAGCCUCUGGUUCACUGCCAUGCCAAGGGUAAGCUGGACAUCAAGAGCAGGAGCUGCAGUCUACUCACCAUCUGCCACUCUGGAGUUAUUUUUCCCUGGAUGAAUUCACGGACAACUGACUCUGAACAAUCUGUGAGCGGUGGUGGUGGUGGUGGUGGUGUGCCAGGCGGUCGACAUGGCAAAGGGGCGAGGAGAGAGAGAACAGCUUUCACCAGCAGCCAGCUGCUGGAGCUGGAGAAGGAGUUCCACUUCAGCCCUUACCUGCGUCGCCCUCGGAGGCUGGAGAUGGCCGCCGGGCUGCAGCUCACUGACCGCCAGGUCAAGAUCUGGUUUCAGAACCGCAGGAUGAGGUACAAGAAGGAGC
This is a messenger RNA of Solea senegalensis (Senegalese sole), 4196 nucleotides long. RefSeq names its product homeobox protein Hox-C4a. Gene Ontology annotation, cellular component: nucleus. NCBI's taxonomy places the organism in Eukaryota, Metazoa, Chordata, Actinopteri, Pleuronectiformes, Soleidae. Gene Ontology annotation, molecular function: RNA polymerase II cis-regulatory region sequence-specific DNA binding; DNA-binding transcription factor activity, RNA polymerase II-specific. Gene Ontology annotation, biological process: anterior/posterior pattern specification; regulation of transcription by RNA polymerase II; embryonic skeletal system morphogenesis. The transcript has 5 exons. The record is from RefSeq and is a predicted model, not a curated record. Bases 2862 to 3776 code for a protein of 304 amino acids.